CCGCUGCUUCCUCCUCAGGUGCUAGCCUGCCCGGUCCCAGCAGCCGCUGGAGGCUCGGCGACAAGUCCCCGAAACCAGGCCAGCGCUCCUCUGCAAAGGGCAGUUCCUGUGCCCCGCCGCCGCAUGGCCGAAGCUGGCUACUAUCCGCGCAGCCCCGCCGCGGGCCAGUGCGAGGCGAGGGUUGCCGAAGUGGCGAGAGCCCGCUGGCGGCUGCUCGGACAGGUUCUGAAGAAAAAGCAGUUGAAAGAUGUGCAUCUUCAGCAAGUGUCUGUAAGAAGGUUUGCCUCAUUCAAUCUCUUUUCAGUAGAAGACUGGGAUACAGAAGAGGAAACUGGAGCAUGGGUUCAGUAUAGAAGCAUCUUUUAUCCUGAGUAUAGAGUGUCCUUAAGGUUUCCAAGCAGACAGUUAGAUGUUAAAGAUGUUCUUACAAGUUUUGACAACACGGGGAAUGUCUGUCUCUGGCCAUCUGAAGAAAUUCUGGCUUACUACUGCCUAAAGCACAAUGACAUAUUCAGAGACCUUGCUGUGUGUGAGCUAGGGGGUGGCAUGACAUGCUUGGCUGGGCUCAUGGUUGCUAUUUCUGCAGAUGUCAAAGAAGUUCUGUUAACUGAUGGAAAUGAAAAGGCCAUCAAAAAUGUGCAUGAGGUCAUCACAAGAAACCAACAUGCAGGAGUAUUUAAGGCUCAGAAAGUGUCAAGCUGCAUUUUACGAUGGGAUAAUGAGACAGAUGUCUCUCAACUGGAAGGACAUUUUGACAUUGUUAUGUGUGCUGACUGCCUGUUUCUGGACCAGUACAGAGCUAGCCUUGUUGAUGCAAUAAAGAGAUUACUCCAACCCAGUGGAAAAGCAAUGGUAUUUGCUCCACUCCGAGGGAACACUUUAAACCAGUUUUGCAAUCUAGCUGAAAAAGCUGGUUUCUCUAUCCAAAGACAUGAAAAUUAUGAUGAACACAUUUCGAACUUCCACUCCAAGAUGAAAAAUGAAGGAAAAGAUACAUAUGAUGAAAACCUCCAUUACCCUUUUCUCCUCAUUCUAACCAAACACAGAUAGAAGAUGACACUUCCGUUUGUUCAUUUUAGGGUGGACUCCCGAAGGUUGAUCUAUGUACGUGGAUGGCCAGGGAAUAGACAGGGUUUGGUUUCCCCUCUUUUGUCCCUGAGUCAUCAUUAAAGAAAUAUUUCUGACUAAAAUGCUGAGGAAGAUACCAUGACUUUUAACACAGUAUGUAAGCAUUGGAAUGUUGGGGGGGUUUAUCGGUUUAGAACUGUUCUUUUGCAGUAAUAGUCCAGCCUAAGACCAGUCAGCCUUCACAUGUGUGCAUUAACAAAGGUGUAGAGCUGGCUUACUUCUCUUUUGUGCCUUUGAACAUGUGUGUACUUUAUUAAUGUCUUUCGAUGGUUGCUUUUUUGGGAUGUAUUUGAAAAAAUGUGACUAAUAUACUUUGUGGGGGUUAUAUAAUUGGUUGUAUAUUAAUAAAUGCAUUCACAUGUAAUUAGUAAGGAAACAGUUGUCCUAGGAUCUUUUAAAAGUGCACCUAUUGAAUGUUUGGGGGUUUCUGCCUUUUCUUUCCUCUUUUUUUUUUUUUUGUUAAUUAUUGUUUGAUUUUUCUAUCAAUUAAUGAAAUGUUCUCAUUUGUUUCAGUGUUGAAGCCCUUUUUUCGUA
This is a messenger RNA of Pogoniulus pusillus (Red-fronted tinkerbird), 1662 nucleotides long. RefSeq names its product calmodulin-lysine N-methyltransferase (gene CAMKMT). The record is from RefSeq and is a predicted model, not a curated record. Gene Ontology annotation, molecular function: calmodulin-lysine N-methyltransferase activity. Lineage: Eukaryota; Metazoa; Chordata; Aves; Piciformes; Lybiidae. The coding region runs from base 124 to 1050 and encodes 308 amino acids. Gene Ontology annotation, cellular component: cytoplasm. The transcript has 11 exons.